Messenger RNA from Dicentrarchus labrax (European seabass), 1582 nucleotides. RefSeq names its product alanine aminotransferase 2-like. Gene Ontology annotation, biological process: biosynthetic process. Bases 125 to 1582 code for a protein of 485 amino acids. The transcript is spliced from 11 exons. NCBI's taxonomy places the organism in Eukaryota, Metazoa, Chordata, Actinopteri, Moronidae. Gene Ontology annotation, molecular function: L-alanine:2-oxoglutarate transaminase activity; pyridoxal phosphate binding. The record is from RefSeq and is a predicted model, not a curated record.
CUGUACCUCUCUCUGGUGCGUAUGAGAGUUUUGUGUGUGAAGAAGUGUCUGUCUGACCGAGCUCCAUCAGAUUUUAGGUAGUAGUUUUAAGGGAAUAGUUUCCAAAUAAUUCAGCAAAAAGACAAUGACUUCCUUGCAACACGUGAAUCUCAGAGUGAGGGGGAUCAGAGACUCACCACACAGUAGACUGCAGAGUCUGGCUGCAGAUAUCACACAACAGAUCGCACUGGGGGCGCAGAAACCCUUCAAAGAGGUGAUCGAUGUCAGCUCAGGUGAUCCCCACAAUGCAGGAAUGAAGCCCGUCUCAUUAGUUCGCCAGGUCUUGGCAGUGUGUCUGUACCCUCAGCUGCUGAAAGACAACAAUCUUCCUCUGGAUGUCAGGCAGAGGGCUCAGAGGCUCCUGGAGGUCUGUGAUGGAGGAAGUGUGGGUUCCUAUACAGACUCCUCUGGCAUGCCUCACGUCAAACAAAGCAUCGCUGAGUUCAUCAUGAGACGAGACGGUGGAGUGCCUUCACACGCCAAAGACGUCUUCAUUUCUGCCGGUUCUCAAAGGGCCCUGACGGUGGGUGUGAAGUUGCUGGCCAGUGGCGAGGGGGAGACUCCGACAGGCGUGCUGACCCCAACGCCCUGCCCGCACACCCUGCCCAUGCUGCUGGACGAGGCCGGGGUGACGCCGGUGCCGUACCAGCUGAUGGAGGACCGAGGCUGGGCUUUAGACCUGGACGAGCUGCACCGAGCUUUGAAGACCUCCAGAGGGCGCUGUAAGCCCAGAGCCAUUUACAUCAGCAACCCAGGAAACCCCACAGGUCAUGUGCAGGACAGGAAGUCGAUACAGGAAGUGAUUCAGUUUGCAGCAGCUGAGAGGCUCUUACUGUUGGUUGAUGAGGUGUACCAGGACAGCGUGUAUGGACGGGGCAGAGAGUUUAAGUCCUAUAAGAAAGUCCUGUUUGAGAUGGACAAAGAGUUCUCAGAGACAGUGGAGAUGAUCUCCUUCCACUCUCUAUCCAGCGCCUGCGUGGGAGAGUGUGGUCUGAGGGCAGGAUACAUGGAGGUGGUCAACAUGGACCCAGAGGUGAUGCAUUUUGUCGACACUAUGCUGUGCAGCGAUAUCAGUGCUCCAGUCACAGGACAACUUGCUCUGGAUAUCAUGGUCAACCCACCGAAACCUGGAGACCCUUCCUAUGGCACGUACACACAGGAGAUUCUCCUCACGCGGGCCUCUUUGUCCCAGAAUGCUCAGCGGGCUCAGGAGUUCCUGAGCGAUCUACCAGGGAUGAGCUGUCAGCCGGUGAUGGCGGGAAUCUACCUGUAUCCCCGCCUGCAUUUACCAUCUGAGAUUAUAGAGCAGGCCAAGAUAUUGGAGGUGGAGGCAGAUGUUCUGUACUGUCAGAGGUUACUGGAGGAAGAAGGAGUGUUUGUAGGAGCUGGAUGUCAGUAUGGUGAAACAACUGGCAAACACCAUCUGAGGUUAUGUAUCCUUGUUCCUCCCAACACCCUGGAGGAGGUCCUGGCUCGCCUUGGUUCCUUUCAUCUACGUCUUAUGGAUGCACUUUCUCACCCUGACAAAGCUGUGAGGGACUGA